Molecule: messenger RNA, 1530 nt
Organism: Gossypium raimondii (Peruvian cotton)
Lineage: Eukaryota; Viridiplantae; Streptophyta; Magnoliopsida; Malvales; Malvaceae
Product: protein IQ-domain 26
Exons: 3
Coding region: 164-1399 (411 amino acids)
Molecular function (GO): protein binding
Source: RefSeq, a predicted model, not a curated record
GGAAAAAGCUCCUAUAAUUGUGAGCUUUAUCAGCUUUUCUAGUUUGUUAGCUUUCCUAUAAAAUAAAAAAUGGGGCAUUUUCAGAUUUCACUUUUAAAUUAAAACCCUCUUUUGAACUCUCUUUUUACAAUCUUACUCUCAGAGUUGCAGUGCCUGGAAAAAAAUGGGGAGAGCUUCAAGGUGGCUAAAGAGCUUGUUUGGGAUAAAGAACAGUAAAAACAGCUUCAAUCCCAGAGACGGGAAAGACAAGAAAAACUGCGGCAUUGAACAUUCAGUGGGAGAUUCAAGCAUUUCCCCAGAAAAGGUUGCGUGGUUAAGAUCGUGCUAUAAUGAAACAGAGAGGGAGCAGAACAAGCACGCCAUUGCUGUGGCUGCCGCCACUGCUGCUGCGGCGGAUGCAGCAGUAGCCGCCGCGCAGGCUGCAGUGGCGGUGGUGAGACUGACUAGUCAUGGUAGAGGAACCAUGUUUGGUGGUGUACAUGAGAAGUGGGCUGCUGUCAAGAUUCAAACAGUUUUUAGAGGUUAUCUGGCUCGAAAAGCAUUACGAGCUUUGAAAGGAUUGGUGAAAAUACAGGCACUUGUUAGAGGAUAUUUAGUGAGGAAACAAGCUUCAGCUACAUUUCAUAGCAUGCAGGCAUUGAUGAGAGCACAAGCCACAAUUAAAUCCCAGAAAGCUCGUGCAAUCAUUAACAAUGACGCUAUUAGAUUUGACAUCCGAGCACGAAAAUCCAUGGAGAGAUUUGAUGAUACAAGAAGUGAACACACCGUUCCGAUCCAUAGCAGACGAUUAUCGGCUUCUCUCGACAUCGAUGGAAGUCCCAAAAUUGUGGAAGUCGAUACAGGCAUCAAGCCUAAAGCAAGAUCUCGAAGAACCAACACCAGUAUAUCAGAUUUCAUCGAUGACCAUACGUACCAAACACUGCCUUCACCACUUCCGUGUCGAUGUCCAGCCCGAUUAUCAAUACCAGAUAGUCGGCAUUAUCAGGACAUUGAUUGGGGAUUUAGUGGAGAUGAAUGCAGGUUCUCCACAGCUCACAGUACGCCUCGGUUCAUCAAUUCUUGCGCUCCGGCUACACCGGCCAAGAGUGUGUCGGGUCACAACUUUUUCAGACCCUGUGGGGAUUCUCCUAAUUAUAUGGCUAAUACACAAUCAUUCAAGGCUAAAUUGAGGUCGCAUAGUGCUCCAAAACAAAGACCGGAAGCAGGCCCGAAAAAGCGGCUUUCCCUCAAUGAAAUGAUGGAAUCCAGAAGUAGUUUAAGUGGGGUAAAGAUGCAGAGAUCAUGUUCACGAGCUCAAGAAGCUAUUCAUUUCAAGAAUGCAGUAAUGGGGAAGCUUGAUAGGUCCUUAGAAUUUGGUAAAGAUUCUGAGAGAAACCAUUUGCAGAUUAGAAGGUGGUGAUUAUGAAAAAAACGAAACAAGAUAUUUAGAAAAAAAAAAGUGUAGAAUUUACAUUCAAAAUGUGAAUGUUAUAUGUGAAGGAAUUUUGCCUUCUUUUCCUGUCAAUGAAAUGGAAUCUUGGUUCUUUUUUC